GUUGAGAAACAAUACAAUCUAUCUGAUGUUUUUGGCGAGUUAAUUGAUGAGGUCCUCCGUGCCGAGGCGGGUGACAACGAAGAUGCUUAUGAUGUGCAGAAAACCACAUCAAAAUCAGAUGAUAUUCUUCCCCAGACAGCUGAAGGAUGUACGUGUCCGGCCCCCCAACUGUACCCGAUAUGUCUACUCCAGUUUCUCAGCAGGAUACGCAGUUUACAGACACACAGGGUAAACAUGGUGACGGUGGCAAGAACAUGCCGACCAAUACAAACGUCACUCCUAAAGCAACACCACACAUGGAUCCUGACGCGCCGAUAUUUGAUGCGACUCCGCAAAUCAAGGUUUAUGUUGAAACCGAUCCAGCUACAAACACUCCACAGGUUGGCCAGGCUUCUCUUGAUUCGGAGAUGCAAACUGUGUUAGCUCUACGCGAAUAUUUGUGUGGUCUGCAAUCUGACACCGGCAGGACCAUAAUAGAUUAUGGUGAAUAUUCAGCGACAUGUUCUGACAUAUAUGAAUCUUUUGCCGAUGGGAAGUGUCUCGACAAUGUAUUCAUGCAGUGUUUCAUCCAAUGUGUUAUUGAUGAUGCAAAAAAUCAGCAGACUUCCAUGAGUUCGAACAGUUUGGUUCUUGAUGUUAAUGUUGGGUCACUACUCAACUUUGAGGAACAGGAACGACACAGUCGCAACCCUCAACCUUUUGAUGAAUUUGUACUCCACACACUUCUAGACAAUUCAUUGCCUGAGACAGAUGAAUUGGACCAAUGCAAAGCGAUCAUGGUCCCCAUGGGCAACACCAGUGAGAUACGGUCUCUUGCACUGCAUUAUAUCACAUUCCACCCGAAGAACAAAGCAUUAUCGCUGCUCCAAGACAUCCAAAGAUUCAAGGUCUAA
Zea mays is the source of this 893-nucleotide messenger RNA. RefSeq lists its product as uncharacterized. The record is from RefSeq and is a predicted model, not a curated record. Bases 147 to 893 code for a protein of 248 amino acids. The transcript has 8 exons. NCBI's taxonomy places the organism in Eukaryota, Viridiplantae, Streptophyta, Magnoliopsida, Poales, Poaceae.